CCGGAGGAGAAGAGGGGAAGGCCCCUGGCAGCCAAAAUGAAGUCGCUGCUGUCUGUGUGCUGCUUGCUGUCUCUACUAUCCCUGUCAGAUGCAGGAUCCUCCAUCCACGAUGAGGAGCCUCUGGUGCGUCUGCAGCUCCAGCAGCCAGAGGGAGACUUCUUCUCCUGUGGAUGUGACACAACAGAGGAGCACGCCAGCCAGAGCUCCUCCAAUGACACCCCUGCCCCGGAAAGGGCCAUGUGCCCGCCCUGCAAACCCCCAUCAGCUGUAGAAGAGACGGCUUUAAGCUCAGAACAUGAAGAGGAGGAGGCUGAGGCAGCUCCUGUGGAGGAGGAUGCUUCCACUGAGGAGGUAACAAGUGAUGGAGAAGAAGUGCAGGAUGAGGUUACUUCCCAAGAAGAGGUAGAAGAAGAGGAGGCGACACCUGAGGAGGAGGCUGAAGAUCAAAGUGUGGAGGAGGAUGAAGUAGAUGAGGAUACAUCAUCAUCAGAGGAAGAGGGGGUAGCUGAGGUUGAGGAAGAGAAAAUCGAGGAAGGUGAGGGAGAAGCAGAGGAGGACUUACACCAAGAAGAAGAGGAAGUGAGUGAACCUCAGGAAAAAGUUGCAGAAGAGGAAGGAGCUGCUGCGUCUGAGGAAGAAGCAGUUGAGGAACCAGAAGGUGAAGACACACAGAAGGAUACAGAGUUAGCCAAUGAGGAGGAAAGUGUGGAAACUGUCAUGCAUGAGACUGCCGAGGACGCAGCUGAGGAAGAGGUUGCAGUGGCUGAAUCUGAACCAGAAGAAGAACCAGUUGAACUUCCUCAAACACACUCUGAACCCGAGGGAACAAAACCAGAAGUGAUGGCGGAAUCUGAGGAUGAACCAGAACCAGAGGUUAUUGCAAGGCCAGGACCAGAACCAGAGGUGAUUGCAGAGCCUGAACCAGAACCAGAGGUGACUACAGAGCCAGAACCAGAACCAGAGGUGACAAGAGAGCCAGAACCAGAGGUGUCUACAGAUACAGAACCAGAACCAGAGUUGACUACGAGGCCUGAACCAGAACCUGAGAUUGAAGUGGUUGCAGAGCCGGAACCAGAACCAGAAGUGGAGGCAGAGCCUGUUGUGGGGGAGGUCACACCAGAAUCUGUAGAGGAUGUGGCUGUGGAAGGGGAACAAUUGGAGGAGGCAUUGGUAGAUGUUGUUGAGGAGGCUCCUGUGGUGGAGGAGGCCCCUGUUGAUGUCGAGGAGGUGACAGUGGAAGAGGUGACUGCAGAGGAGCCUGCACAGUCCCAAACCAAAGAACAUAAGAAAGAUGAAGCAGCAGGCCCCAAACUGAGGGACCGCGCCCACAUUGAGGACACGCUGCGAUUGGCUACUGAACCCUCAACAGAGUUCUCAGCUGCUAUGAAGAAGCUGUUGAACAUCUACCACACUGCCAUCAAGCCAAUGGAACAAGCCUACAAGUACAACGAGCUCAGGCAGCAUGAAGUCACAGAUGGUGAGAUCACCUCCAAGCCCAUGGUUUUGUUCCUGGGACCCUGGAGUGUCGGCAAGUCCUCCAUGAUCAACUACCUGCUGGGCCUUCACGGCACCCCACAGGAACUCUACACAGGUGCUGAGCCCACCACCUCAGAGUACACAGUCAUAAUGCACGGUGAGAAGUUCCGGUCAAUAGAGGGCAUCGUCAUGGCAGCAGACAGCUCACGGUCCUUCUCGCCUCUGGAGAAGUUCGGCCAAGGCUUCCUGGAGAGGCUGGUGGGCGUCGAGAUGCCCCACAAGCUGCUGGAGAGGGUCACCUUCGUUGACACGCCGGGCAUCAUUGAAAACCGCAAGCAGCAGGAGAGAGGUUACCCCUACAACGAGGUGUGCCAGUGGUUCAUAGAUCGAGCCGAUCUGAUCUUCCAGGUGUUUGAUCCCACGAAGCUGGACGUGGGUGCCGAGCUAGAGAUGCUCUUCAAGCAGAUGAAGGGCCGUGAGUCCCAGAUUCGCCUCAUCCUCAACAAAGCCGACAGUCUUUCCACCCAGAACCUGAUGAGGGUCUACGGUGCCUUGUUCUGGAGCAUGGCACCCCUGAUCAACGUCACAGAGCCUCCCCGGGUGUACGUCAGCUCCUUCUGGCCUCAGGACUACGCUGCAGACACCAGCCGGGAGCUCUUCAUGAAGGAGGAGAUCUCUCUGCUGGACGACCUCAACCAGGUGAUUGAGAAUCAGAUGGAGAACAAGAUCGCCUUCAUCCGCCAGCACGGCAUCCGUGUGCGCAUCCACGCCCUGCUGGUGGACCGCUAUCUUCAGACCUACUACGACAAGCUGGGCUGGUUCAGCGACCCCUACGAGGUGUUCCAAGACAUUGUCAAUGACCCGGACAAGUACUACAUCUUCAAAUCCAUUCUAGCCAAAACCAAUGUCAGCAAGUUCGACCUGCCCAACAAGGAGGCCUACCAAGACUUCUUUGGUGUGAACCCGGUUUCCAGCUUCAAGCAGCUCUCCUCCCACUGCAGCUGGACCGGCGGCUGCCUGCUGGAGAAGAUAGAGAGGGCCAUCUCAAAUGACCUCCCGGCUCUGCUCAGCAGUGUCAGCAAGGCCGCAGACACGCCUGCCCCAGCGAAGGCUGCUCCCGCACCUCCGCCUCCACUCCCUGGCACCUGUGAGGGUCCCGGGUGUGAGGAGAAACCCAAGAAUCGCUGGAGGAAGCAUUGAGAUGGAGGAGCGCGGUGCAGGAGAAGGAACAGAAGAAGCAGAUGGCAGCAGCAGCCAGAGGGUUUCCUGCUAUAAUCCUCACUGCUGUGAUUUUCAGAACUAAGUGUGUGGAGAGCAGGGAAAGAAUAGAAACGACCUGAGUCAGAAUGCUUCUUAGCGCUUUUACCUGCGUGGAGUACCAAAUGGACGUCUUUUACUGUAAUUGACAGAAAUAUAGAUAUAAUAUAUAAUAUCUACCCAACUCUCUAGUACAUCUUCUACCCUUCUGGUAUCUAGGUAGGUUAAAACGGUUUGUGAAAAGGGAAAUUUUAAUGGUUUGGUAAGAAAACAAAAGUAGAAAAAGAGGCUCGAAGUCAACUUUCCAUCUGAUGCUAUUGUGUCCGCAAAAUGUGAUAAAUGUCAAACUUAAAUGAACAAACUUCCAAAACAUGAGAACAGAAGACAAAAAAAGAAUCCAAGACGUCUAUGUAACCUUCCAUAUUUAUGAAAUCUGAAAAAUGAAUGUUUGUUUUGUUUGUUUUUCUCACUGUUUUUAAGUUUGUACAUUAUUUAUUCAAGUUGUUUUUCUUCAGAGAAAGGGGCUGGCAGCGAUUUUACUCCUCCAGUGAUACAGGACAUGCUGCCACUCUUUUGUCUUCUUUGUUGUUUGCGAAGUCUGAAGAUUGAGAUUCAAACUGCUGUGCUGUGUUUUUACAGUUAAACCAGUGUAGGUCAGUAUCGUGUCAGGAAGUUUAUUUUUAGUGGGACAAUAGAAUAGAAAGAAGGGUGCUCUCAUAGUGUUUUAUUGAGCAUGGAUUCAACCAUGUUUAGUCACUGAACUGUACUGCACUACUGUAUACUGUACUGUCAUUUUUUUCUCUAUUGUACUAUACUACGUUCAUUAAAGAAACAAGUUUGAUUUUAUUUGUUAGGGCUGCAUUAGGAAUUAAUCAACUGAACACAACCAUGGUGUUCUCCUCAAAUCAUUUAAUGGUAGCUUUCUGUUCCAUUUAUUGCCACCGCGGCCUUUUCAGCCCUCUGAACUGUUACUAGUUUCACUCCAACACGGCUGUGUACCACAUGGAGAUUUCCUUUAAAUUGUAAUCUUUUCCUUGUUCUUUUAGGUCUAUUUGUAAUUGUCAUUCUUUUGAGUGCUUUCUUUUGAGUAAAGAACAAUAUAAAAAA
This is a messenger RNA of Etheostoma spectabile (orangethroat darter), 3840 nucleotides long. It is a transcript of the gene srla, whose product is annotated as sarcalumenin. The transcript has 9 exons. Bases 37 to 2676 code for a protein of 879 amino acids. The record is from RefSeq and is a predicted model, not a curated record. Gene Ontology annotation, molecular function: GTP binding. NCBI's taxonomy places the organism in Eukaryota, Metazoa, Chordata, Actinopteri, Perciformes, Percidae.